CAAUAGUUCUAGUGUAUUUGGUAAAGAUGUGGUCGACGAUAUUGUCAUUUUGUGUGUUCACUAUACUGGUGCAGGGCCAAGAAGACUGGCGGCUGGUUAAUAUUACUCAGGGCCCUGUGAGAGGUCAAAAGGAUCCCGACGGAGGUCUUUAUGUAUUUUACAAUAUUCCAUAUGCUACUGCACCAACUGGGAUUGACAGAUUUAAGGCCCCUCUUCCUCCACCUGUUUGGAUGUCACCACUGAACGCCGUGAAUAGAAAUAUCCGCUGCCCGCAGCCUGGCAUGGGAGGGAACAUUCAGGAAGAUUGCCUGGUAGUCAACCUGUUCGUCCCUGAUACCACAGACACAAAUCUACCUGUCCUGGUGAUGGUCCAUGGAGGAGCUUUCCAGUUUGGUGACGGUCUUUUUGACCAAUACCGAGAAUUAGUGCGAACCAAGAAAUUAAUAGCAGUUUCAUUUAAUUAUAGAUUAGGUGUCCACGGCUUUCUAUGUCUUGGCACUGAAGGAGCCCCUGGUAACGCAGGAAUUAAGGAUCAGAUAGCAUUACUACGUUGGCUGAACGCAAAUAUUGCCAGGUUCGGAGGGAAUCCAAAUGAUGUCACGUUAGUUGGCUGCAGUGCAGGAUCAGGCUCAGUAGAUGUCUUAACACUCUCUAGUGCUACGACAGGUCUGUUCCAGAAAGCUAUCUUGGAGAGUGGCAGCAGUACAGGAGCUGUAGGUGUAAUCAUUGAUCCCAUCCAAAAUGCUAAGAAUUAUGCAAAGGUCCUGAAUUUUGAUAAUGUCGAUGAUUUAGAAAGUUUAGAAGAAUUUUAUAGAACUGCUCCGUUUCAAUUGUUAACUUCACGUGUUGAUCAAAUUACAAACAAUAAGGAUACUACUGUUCGAUUUGGUCCAUGUGUGGAACGAGAUAUUGGCCAGGAGCGAGCUAUUAUGGACGCACCGAUGGAUGUCAUUAAACGCGGUAACUACACCAAGGUCCCUUUGGUAUACGGAUUCACUAACAUGGAAGGCGCGAUGAGACUACCUAUGUUUAAUACUUGGAAAGAUCAGAUGAAUGAAAAAUUCUCAGAUUUCUUACCAGCAGAACUGCAUUUUGAAAACGACGAGGUGAGAGAACAGGUUGCUCAGAGAGUAAAAGAAUUUUAUUUUAAGGAUAACGACGUCAGUGAAGAAACCGUAGUGCAAUAUAUUCUGUACUUUACUGAUGUGUUAUUUGCGUAUCCAAUGUUGAAAUCUUUGUCCGCUCGAGUAGAAGCUCUAGGUGACACAAUUUAUCUGUUUGAGUACUCGUUUGUGGACGAUACUACGCCAAGUUUUCCUCAUACUGAUGUUCGUGGGGCUCAACAUUGCUGGCAAACAAUAGCGGUUGCUGACCAAGACCUUUCUAGAAGAACGGAAGAAUAUAAGCGGAUGGUGCAGAUAGCCAGAGAAUACACACUCAAUUUUGUUUUGUCUGGUGUUCCUUCUUCAACUGAUGCUGGUUUUCCAACAUGGCAUCCAGCGACCGCGACAAGAUCUCCUCACAUGUCCAUAGGUCCUGUCAUAGAUAUGAAGGAUGAUAUUUUGGGAGACAGAGCAGCAUUCUGGGACUCCAUCUACGAGGAAUACUACGGAGGUCCACUAGUGCCUGAUAGUUCUACUGGUGGUGCCCCCUCUACAAUGAUCUCGAAAUUUAUUUUGAUGGCAAUUUUAUCAAUGUUUUAUUUAGUUUGGUAGUAUUUUUAAUGUUAGAAAUGUUUAUGAACAUAUAUCUUAAUGCAUAAUGGCAAGUAGCAUGAUACGUUCUACAUAUAUGUAUUAUAAGUAUGUUUUGUAUCAUAUAAGCCCUAGAUUUAUUUUAGUAGAUAUGGUGUGCGAUGAUCUGUGAUGUAAUUUAUAGAUUUAUAGAAACGGUCUUUUUUAUAAUUAUUGAUUUUAUAUUAGUAUGAGUCUGUUUAUGGAUUUUUGUCUUUAGAUUAUCUCUCAAACGCUUGGUUGAUUUUA
This is a messenger RNA of Spodoptera frugiperda (fall armyworm), 1982 nucleotides long. Its product is annotated as cholinesterase 1-like. Lineage: Eukaryota; Metazoa; Arthropoda; Insecta; Lepidoptera; Noctuidae. Bases 27 to 1715 code for a protein of 562 amino acids. The transcript has 3 exons. The record is from RefSeq and is a predicted model, not a curated record.